AUGCGUUUCUCUAUCAUUGCGGCAGCGUUGUCUGCUUUGUCGACAACAUCAGUAUCGGCACUCACCUACAAAGGUGUCGAUUGGUCCUCGGUAGCGGUGGAAGAAGGAAAAGGCAUCUCAUACACAGAUGGCGGCUCCACACUCCCUCUCGAGCAGAUCCUCAAGAACAAUGGCGUCAACUCGGUGCGACAGCGUGUCUGGGUGAACCCAUCCAACGGCGAGUACAACCUGGACUACAACCUAAAGCUGGCUAAGCGAGCCAAAGCCCAAGGGUUGAGUGUCUACCUCACAUUGCAUUUCAGUGAUACCUGGGCCGAUCCAGGCAAGCAAGGAAUUCCGUCAGGGUGGCCCACUGCGAUCGAUGACCUCGCGUGGAAGUUGUACAAUUACACCAGGGAUGUCUCGAAUGCCUUUAGCAGCGCAGGCGUUGCACCAGCCAUCAUCUCCAUCGGCAACGAAAUCACUUCUGGCCUCCUAUUCCCUACAGGAUCAACAUCCAAUUUCUACAACGUGGCGCGUCUUCUGAACUCUGCUGCCUAUGGGAUCAAAGAUUCCAACCUCAACCCAAAGCCUAAAAUCAUGAUUCACCUCGACAAUGGCUGGAAGUGGGACACACAGCAGUGGUGGUACAAGGGCGUCCUCGCUGCAGGUCCUCUGAAGGCCAGCGACUUUGAUGUUAUGGGAGUUUCCUACUAUCCGUUUUAUGGCAACGGAGCUACUCUCUCAGCCCUCAAAUCAAGCCUACAGAACAUGAAGAGCACAUGGGGCAAAGAGCUCAUGAUUGUCGAGACUGAUUGGCCAACCUCAUGCCCUUCCCCAGCAUACGCAUUCCCAUCCGAUCUCACCAGCAUCCCAUUCUCUGCCGCCGGGCAAACUACUUUUAUUAAAAAGGUAGCCCAGGUUGCCAAUGAUGUGGGUGCUACAGGUCUCUAUUACUGGGAGCCCGCAUGGAUGAACAACCAGGCCUUGGGCUCGUCCUGCCCUUCCAACACGCUGUUCGAGUGGCCUGGCAAGGCUCUGUCCAGUCUUUCUGUAUUUAAGAGCAUUUGA
Molecule: messenger RNA, 1050 nt
Organism: Clonostachys rhizophaga
Lineage: Eukaryota; Fungi; Ascomycota; Sordariomycetes; Hypocreales; Bionectriaceae
Source: the annotation of a GenBank genome assembly